AUGAGAGCCGCCACAGCCAAGACCAACGUGAUUGCGGGAGCCUCUGGGUAUAUUGGCCAAUCAGUCGUCAAGGAGAGUGUAAAACAAGGCUUCCAUACGGUAGCCCUCGUACGAGACAUUGAGAAGAUUCGGACUACACAAUACGAAGAAGUCUUCCGGGGAGCCACAGUCUUGCAAUGUGAUGUCACCAAUCCGCUAGAAGUCAAUCAGACGCUCCAAGAGAUUGCGGCAACGGCACCCUCUAAGUCGCUUGAAGCUGUCAUUUCCUGCCUGGCAUCACGCACAGGAAUCGAAAAGGAUGCCUACGCCAUUGACUACCAAGCAACUCUCAACUGCCUUCAAGGAGGAACUACUGCAGGAGCAAGGCAUUUCGUGCUUCUUUCCGCCUUUUGUCUCCGCAACCCCAAGCUCAAAUUCCAACAAGCAAAACUCAAGUUUGAAGACAAGCUGACCUCUCAGAAGGAUCUCACCUGGUCAAUUGUUCGACCCACGGCCUACUUCAAGUCUGUUUCGAGCCAAAUUGAGGUGGUGGCGUAUGAUGAGGCUCCGUACGUCAUGUUUGGAGAUGGUGAAGUAACAAAGUGCAAUCCCAUUGCCGAAUCAGAUUUGGCAAGGUACAUGAUUGAAUGCAUUUCGGACAAGACUCGACAAAACAGGAUUCUCAACGUCGGCGGUCCUGAUGACCCCAUCACCAUGAAGAUGCAAGGCCAAAUGAUCUUUGAUUUAGUCGGACGACAAGCGGAAUACGUCACUGCUCCCAUUUGGUUGUUUGAUGUCCUGAUCAAUUCACUACAGUUUUUGGCCGAUGUUUUCCAGUCAGAAUCCUUGGCGGACGCAGCUGAAACAGGGCGCAUUGGCAACUACUAUGCUGUCGAAGACAUGCUGACUACGGAGCCUGCGGAACAGUAUGGGACCAUUACACUGGGAGAGCAUUAUAGUCGACUGGUAGCCCAAGGACGGCCUGAUUAUGACCCAUAUGCUGAUGACGCCCUCAUUACCAGAAAGCAAGUGGCGAAUCUGAUGAAGGUUUUCUUGUAG
Molecule: messenger RNA, 1038 nt
Organism: Seminavis robusta
Lineage: Eukaryota; Bacillariophyta; Bacillariophyceae; Naviculales; Naviculaceae
Source: the annotation of a GenBank genome assembly